AUGAAAUCAAGGCAUUUUACAUUUCACAAUGUCAAAAAUCUACGACUAAACCGCUUUUCCAUAAAUUUUUCAAGACAAACUUCAUCAUCAUCUUCAACUCCAAAUAUUUCAUUUUUACCUUUCAUUCGACGACUCAAACCGACAUUCUUGAACCAUUUCAAAAUCAUUGAUAGAUUUGUUAAAUCCAUAAAGUCAAACAGCGAUACAAUAGUUUUAGAAAGAGAUAAACCAUCAAUAAUAGACAAAAUUACAAACCUCAACGAUAAAUCAACCUAUUCUACAAAUUUACAACCUAUUAUCAAAUACUUAAGUCCCUUGGUUCUACUGAAUUACGAAUUAGCUAUUAUAUCAAAUGGCUUGACUAACCUCGAAGUAAAGUUGGAAAUCAAUCAGACCAGUAGCAUUUAUGAGUCUGAAAAGAUUAGACUAUUGGGGAAAAAUAUCUAUAAAUAUUUACUAGUCAAUCAAUUGAGGAUAUUCAAAAAUUCGAAGUAUUUAUCAAAUUCAGAAACAGAAAUUGAAGCAGACUUGAAAUGGAUUUGGGAGAACUCAAUCAUUAUGAAAUUUAUGAAAGUUAAUGGAUUAUCAAAUUGUAUUACCAUAAAUUCCGAAUUUUUGAUUAACGAGUAUGUUGACCAAAACGUAUAUAACAUCAAAAAACAGAAAGUUAUUGAUGCAACUACAAUAGGGAGCUUUUACACUAUGAUUGGUUUACUUGCUUUAAAAAGCAAUCACGAUAUGAGUAAUGAAACGAUAAAUAAAAUUUUGAAUGGUAAAAGAGGAAUAUUUGACAUUCUCAAAGAUGACUUGUAA
Lodderomyces pseudojiufengensis is the source of this 813-nucleotide messenger RNA. RefSeq lists its product as uncharacterized. The record is from RefSeq and is a predicted model, not a curated record. The transcript has a single exon. Lineage: Eukaryota; Fungi; Ascomycota; Pichiomycetes; Serinales; Debaryomycetaceae. Bases 1 to 813 code for a protein of 270 amino acids.